AUGGGUAAGAAGAAAACUAGUGCCCGGGAUGAUGAGUUUGCCACCACGGGCGGAGUAGCACAGGGUGGUGGGAAGUCUAAGAAGAAGAAUUUAGUGAUUGAUGAUGACGAAUAUUCAAUUGCGACUGAGGUGUCUGAGGAGGCCGUUCUCCAGGAGGAGAAACCGGCACCUGGCGGUGGUGCUGGUGCUAAGAAGAAAGGUAAGAAGGGUAAUUCAAAGAAGUUACAGUCUAAAGAUGACGAGGAUGAUGAUGACCUGCUGGAACCUAAAAUUGGUAACUAUGAAGAUGAUGCGGGGGCUGCAGUUAAGUUUGCUGGUAAAAAGAAGGGGAAAGGAAAGCAGUUUAGUUCAUCAAGUUUUGGUUUAUUAGGCGAAAAUGAUAUUGAAGACGAGGAUUCAGUAUUAACUCAGGACAGAGAUGGUGAGGGUGCGGUAAGCGAGGAUGAUGGGGAGGAUGUAAUUGCACUUACAGGUAAAAAAAAGCCUUCAAAAUCAAAGAAGGGUGCCGGAAAAAGUUUAUUCAGUUCUUCGGUAUUUGAUGUGAUUGGUGAUGAGGAUGACGAAGCUGGUGAAGGUUCAGUCUCUAAGAAGCUGUCUGAUGAAGAUGAUGAGCCAAUCAUUGAGUUUUCAGGAAAGAAAAAGCCUUCAAAGUCUGGUAAGAAGGGUGGAGCCAAAGGGCUUCCUGGAUCUAGUUUUGAUGCGCUUGAUGAAGGAGAGAGUAAAGAUGAGAGUAAAGAUGAAGAUGAUGACAUUGCUUCUAUCACCUUCACAGGAAAGAAAAAGAAGUCUUCAAAGUCCUCGAAAAAAAGCGAUGUUAAUUCGUAUAAUGCUGUUCUUCUGGACGAAGAAACAAGUGAAACUGCUUCUAUCUCUAGAGCAGCAGAUGAAACAGCUGCAGAUGACAAUGGCUUUAUGGAUGAUGACAUAUCUGUGGUUACAUUUUCUGGGAAGAAAAAGUCUUCUAAAAAGAAAAGUAAUAAUGCUGUUACAGCCCCUGGUGCAGAGUCUGGGAAUGAUAUGUCUCAGGUAGAUGAAUUUGAUCAGCCUAGUAGUAGUGCAAGCACCAAGCAAAUUUCUGAAGAUGUUGCAGAAACUUCAAAAAGCAAGAAGAAAAAAAAGAAGAGUGGAAGAACUGCUCAAGAGGAAGAUGAUCUAGACAAGAUUCUUGCCGAGCUUGGAGAAGCACCGCCUGCAUCAAAACCUUCUCCAUCUUCUAUUCCAGUUCCGCCAGAGCAAACUCACGAGGAGAAAGUUUCAUCUCAACUUGAGCCUGAUGAAGUUGCAGGUGAAAAGGAAGCUGAGGAAGGACCUGUGGAGUCUGCUGCAGCUAAGAAGAAGAAAAAGAAGAAGGAAAAAGAGAAAGAAAAAAAGGCAGCUGCAGCGGCUGCGACAGCAGAAGAGAAACCCGAAGAGAACAAGAAUGAUACAAAAGCCAAAGUAACAGACAAGAAAGUCCCUAAGCAUGUCAGGGAGAUGCAAGAAAAACUUGCGAGACUUAAAGAAGCUGAAGAGAAGAAAAGAAGAGAAGAAGAAGAGAAGUUAAGGAAAGAAGAAGAAGAGCGGCGUAAGCAAGAAGAAGCUGCAGAGAAAGAAGCAGAAAAGAAACGCUUGAAGAAAGAAAAGGAAAAGGAAAAGAUCUUGCGGAAAAAGCAAGAGGGUACGUUUUUGACUGGAAAGCAGAAGGAAGAAGCUCGUCGAUUAGAGGCUAUGAGGAAACAGAUACUUGCCAAUGGGAGCUUGCCACUUCCUGGUGGGGAUGCUAAUGCGCAACCCACGAAACGGCCCAUUUAUAAGAAUAGUAAAAAGUCAAAGGCAACUGCUCAAGCUAAUGGUGCAGCUGUGGUGGAGGCUGCUGAAAGUGAAGAAAUCAAACAACAGGAAAUGACAUCUCAAUUGGAAUCUGUUGAAACAGAGCAGGCUAAGGAAGUGAAAGUUGAGGAUGUUAGUACGCCAGAAGUAGUUGAUGUGGUGGAGGAGAAUGCGGUUGAAGAAGAAGCACCUGAUGAUGAUGAUGAUGAAGAAGAAUGGGAUGCCAAAAGUUGGGAUGAUGCUGAUCUCAAACUUCCUGGCAAAGGUGCGUUUUCUGAUGAGGAGAUUGAUUCUGAGCCUGAACCUGUUGUGAAAAAGGAAGUGAAGACUGUGCGAGGAGCUGAGCAUGAUGCUGGUCUUCCUUUGGCAGCAAAGCCAGAUGCUGCAACCUUGAAAUCUCAGAAUCCUGAGGGUGAGAUUGUGGACAAAUCGAAACGGCGUGUUCCUCCAGUUAAAAAGGAAGCUCCAAAACCUGCCCCCACCCAGGGUGAAAAGAAUCUCCGCUCACCAAUUUGCUGCAUUAUGGGUCAUGUCGAUACCGGCAAAACCAAGUUACUUGAUUGCAUACGUGGGACCAAUGUUCAGGAAGGCGAAGCUGGGGGUAUUACUCAGCAAAUUGGUGCAACAUAUUUCCCAGCAGAGAAUAUACGAGACCGAACCAAGGAACUAAAAGCCGAUGCAAAGUUGAAUGUCCCUGGUUUGUUGGUAAUUGACACUCCUGGACACGAGUCCUUCACCAAUUUACGUUCUCGUGGCUCAGGUUUAUGUGAUAUUGCGAUCCUUGUUGUGGAUAUUAUGCAUGGGUUGGAGCCUCAAACAAUUGAAUCACUUAAUCUUUUGAGGAUGCGGAACACUGAAUUCAUUAUUGCGCUGAAUAAGGUGGAUAGACUCUACGGUUGGAAAGCACACCGCAAUGCACCAAUUAUGAAGACAAUGAAGCAACAGUCAAAAGAUGUUCAAAUUGAAUUCAAUACGAGGCUUACCCAGAUUAUAACCCAGUUUAUGGAGCAAGGGAUAAACACUGAACUAUAUUAUAAAAAUAAAGAAAUGGGAGAGACUUUUAGCAUCGUCCCUACUAGUGCCAUCAGUGGUGAAGGGAUUCCAGAUUUGUUACUUCUACUUGUGCAAUGGGCUCAGAAGACAAUGGUUGAGAAACUUACUUAUCAAAAUGAAGUUCAGUGUACUGUUUUGGAAGUUAAGGUUGUUGAGGGACAUGGAACAACCAUUGAUGUGGUCUUAGUCAAUGGUGUUCUUCAUGAAGGAGAUCAAAUUGUUGUAUGCGGCAUGCAGGGUCCUAUUGUAACUACAAUUCGAGCGCUACUGACCCCCCAUCCAAUGAAGGAACUCCGUGUGAAGGGAACUUAUUUGCAUCACAAAGAAAUCAAGGCUGCACAGGGUAUUAAGAUUACUGCUCAGGGACUCGAACAUGCUAUUGCUGGUACUGGGCUGUAUGUUGUGGGACCAAAUGACGAUUUAGAUGAUAUCAAAGAAUCAGCCAUGGAGGAUAUGAGGUCGGUUAUGAACAGAAUUGACAAAAGUGGCGAAGGAGUUUAUGUUCAAGCAUCUACUCUGGGUUCAUUGGAAGCACUGCUGGAGUUCUUAAAGACUCCUGCGGUGAAUAUACCUGUCAGCGGUAUAGGCAUUGGCCCCGUCCAUAAGAAAGAUAUAAUGAAAGCGAGUGUCAUGCUCGAGAAGAAGAAAGAGUAUGCUACAGUUUUGGCAUUUGAUGUUAGGGUAACACCAGAGGCUCGGGAACUUGCAGAUGAACUCGGGGUAAAGAUAUUCUGUGCAGAUAUUAUCUAUCAUUUGUUCGAUCAGUUUAAGGCCUACAUCGAUAAUCUGAAGGAGGAGAAGAAAAAGGAAGCUGCUGAAGAUGCUGUCUUCCCUUGUAUUCUUAAGAUUAUACCAAAUUGCGUUUUCAACAAGAAAGAUCCGAUUGUUUUGGGCGUUGACGUCCUUGACGGCAUUGCUAAGGUUGUGACAAAUGUUUGUGACUUCCUUAUUUCUGAUUACAUAGAUAUUGGUCGGAUUGCGUCCAUUGAGAACAACCACAAAGCAGUUGAUUAUGCCAAAAAAGGCCAACAAGUGGCCAUUAAGAUUGUUGGGAGUAAUCCUGAGGAGCAACAGAAGAUGUUUGGAAGGCAUUUUGAGAUUGAUGAUGAGCUCGUUAGCCAUAUUUCUAGGAGGUCAAUCGAUGUACUCAAAGCCAACUACAGGGACGAUCUAUCUACCGAGGAGUGGAAGUUGGUAGUGAAGCUCAAACAUCUGUUCAAGAUACCAUGA
Messenger RNA from Oldenlandia corymbosa var. corymbosa, 4092 nucleotides. Lineage: Eukaryota; Viridiplantae; Streptophyta; Magnoliopsida; Gentianales; Rubiaceae. The record is from the annotation of a GenBank genome assembly.